Ipomoea nil (Japanese morning glory) is the source of this 991-nucleotide messenger RNA. Its product is annotated as mitochondrial import receptor subunit TOM20-like. The transcript has 6 exons. NCBI's taxonomy places the organism in Eukaryota, Viridiplantae, Streptophyta, Magnoliopsida, Solanales, Convolvulaceae. The coding region runs from base 117 to 731 and encodes 204 amino acids. Gene Ontology annotation, molecular function: protein binding. The record is from RefSeq and is a predicted model, not a curated record. Gene Ontology annotation, biological process: protein insertion into mitochondrial outer membrane. Gene Ontology annotation, cellular component: mitochondrial outer membrane translocase complex.
GGAACAGUGAGCGAAAGCAAGGCGCCGCCCAGCUGGACAACAGUAGUAAGAAGCAGAAGCCCUAGCCUGCAAAGGAGCGAAGAAUUUGUUUGAUCGGUGGUGAGUAAGGACUAAGGAUGGAGAUGUCAAGCGAAUUCGAUCGCCUUCUCUUCUUCGAGCACGCUCGCAAGACUGCCGAAGCCGCCUACGAGAAGAAUCCCCUUGACGCCGAUAACUUGACGAGAUGGGGCGGUGCGUUACUUGAGUUGUCACAGUUUCAGCCUGUUCCUGAAUCCAAACAGAUGAUUCUCGACUCUAUUUCAAAGUUGGAGGAGGCAUUAGACAUCAAUCCCCAAAAACAUGAUGCUGUUUGGUGUCUGGGAAAUGCACAUACAUCUCAUGCAUUCUUGACUCCUGAUCAAGAUGAAGCUAAGGUUUAUUUUGAUAAAGCAACCCUAUGUUUUGAGCGUGCAGUUGAAGCGGAUCCAGCGAAUGAUCUUUACCGCAAAUCUUUGGAAGUUGCUGCUAAGGCUCCUGAAUUGCACACAGAGAUCCACAAGCAUGGUUCAAUGCAACAAGCUAUGGGGCAAAUGGGGCCAGGGCCUUCUACAUCUACAAGUACAAAGCAGACUGCAAAGAACAAGAAGAGCAGUGAUCUUAAGUAUGACAUUUUUGGAUGGAUUAUACUUGCUGUUGGUAUUGUUGCAUGGGUGGGCUUUGCGAAAUCUCAGGUUCCCCCUCCACCGAGAUAAGCAGAACACAUUCAGCUAUACUCAAAGCUCUGGAUAAUAGGAUACUUGCUGGAGUUGCAGAAAUUUUUUCCUCAUGUUUUGGUCGUGUAAUGGCCUCGUCUUAGUUUCUAUCAGACCUACGGAAUAGACUCAAUAACCAGUAAUUUUAUUUUUCUUAUUCCUAUCUCUUGAGAAUGCUGAUCUUUGUUUUCUAUAUUUGUUUUGUUGAAUUUGAAAUUUUAGCUGCUGCAUAAGUACCUUGUUGAAUAUCUUUUGCUUUA